Messenger RNA from Schistocerca gregaria, 689 nucleotides. RefSeq lists its product as uncharacterized. The coding region runs from base 1 to 546 and encodes 181 amino acids. The record is from RefSeq and is a predicted model, not a curated record. The transcript is spliced from 4 exons. NCBI's taxonomy places the organism in Eukaryota, Metazoa, Arthropoda, Insecta, Orthoptera, Acrididae.
AUGACUGAACUGGGGAUAUGGGUGCAGCCUGAAACAUCGGGACCAGCUGUGCAUAAGGAGGUGGAGCGCGCCGCCCGGGCGCUGUUCAGCAAGCGGACGCGGACGCUCUACCACUGGAUGUACCCUGGCACAUCCAAGAGCAAGCUCAAGGCCACCGUCGCCAGCGCCUGGGAGACACUGCCCGAGUCCGAGAAGCUCUUCUACAUGUCGCAGGUGAUGGGUCGCUUCGGGACGCCGGAGAACAACCUGAUGGUGAACCCGCAACUGGUGGGGAUGUCAGCGGACCAGCUGGAGGCGGAAUGCGCGGUGGCCGGCCUGCUGGCUGCGGAGGCGGCGGCGGAGGCGGAGGAGUCCUCUUGUGAGAGCGACCUUUGCCGACCCGCGCGCAAGAGGGGAGCACUCGCGACGCUGCCCGCCUUCCAUGAAAAGAGGGCCCGUGCUGCUCGAGAGCAACCAGUUUUCAGUGACACAGAGCUGGAUCCAUGCAAACAAGAUACAGAUGAUGAGAUUUCCACAGCUGAGCUCUUUGCGCCACUUGGGAUAUAGUCUUGCACCAUCCGCAUUCUGACAUCAGUGACCAUGUCCACUUGGCCAUCUACAGACCAGCAGAAUGUGUUUCAUCUCCUGUCUUUGUAUACAAUUUUGUACAUAUCUUUGCAAAUUUCUGCGUACUUUAUUGUAACAUUUUU